UGUGACCUCAUCACUGACAUCAUAUCCCUUAAGGCUGGCCCUGGCGAAGGACAGCCAACACCUCUAUGGGAGCCAGGUGACCUCGAGGCUACAUUAGGAAGCGGAGUCCGGAGGUCGUGGGUGAGUGGACCUCCCUCAACACCUGCUGGUCCCUGCACCCAGGUGUGCUUUCUGCAGCACCUGGGCUUCUACGGGCCCUCGGGUGGUCCUGCAUUCUGCGCUUGAGGAGUAUGGCUCGGGCUAGGGAAGAAGCAGGGGACAGCAGGCUGGUGUCUGGUAGGGAGCCGUCAUCAUGCAUCAUCAGAGUGUCUGUCAAGACCCCACAGGACUGCCAGGAAUUUAUGCUGGCGGAAAAUAGCAGCGUCCACCACUUUAAGAAACAGAUCUCCAAACGCCUUCACUGUGACACCAACCGUUUGGUGCUCAUCUUCACUGGAAAGAUCCUCCGGGAUCAAGACAUCCUGAGCCAGCGUGGCAUCCUUGAUGGCACUACGGUCCACUUGGUGGUGAGGACCCGUCUGAAAGGAACUCUGCCUGGUCCCGGAACCCUGUCAGGCCGCACUGGCCACUGCACGCAUCUUUCUGAACCCUCCACCUCGGAGAGUGCCGGGAUGCUGGCCAGGCUGGGCCGGCUGGCCCGGAGCUCACCUGAUCUGGCUGACUUUCUCGGCCAGCUGGCUCAACUCCUAGUGGCCGCACCUGAGUCAGUGGUGCAGCUCUUGGAGAGCCCUGCGGUUCAAGGCCUGGCAAAUGAGAAACCAGCCGAUGCCAGCCACGCUCCCGAAUCCUCAAGGCUAGUACAGAAACCUGAGUCAGCUCUUAAGGCUCUGGAAACCUUGCAGAACCCGGCCCGGCAACAGGAGCUCCUGCAGGCCGAUAAGCGGGAGCUGGAGGCAUUGAAGGCAGUGCCAGGUGGUGACAAUGCUGUGCGUCCAGUCUGCUCUGAUAUCCAGCAGCUCUUGCUCUUCACUCCGGCCCCGCUGGGUGCCUCCAAAGGCCACAACCCAGGUUCAGAGCUUUGCAAAGAGGAGGCCAGCCCUCACGUCAACACUGACCCUACCGCCAUCCCCACAGCCUUGGCACCAGCCAGGCCAUUGGUGCAGAAGGUCAGGGCAGGAGAAGUUACCCAGGCCAGGUGUGUGGCCUCCAAUCAGGCCAAUCCAGGAUAUGGGACUGGCAUGCCAGAUGUAAACUCAGGCCAGGAUCUCCUCUCCCAGGAGAGCCAGCAGCCUGCAGGGAGAGUCACUGUAGCCAGUCAGCUGAGACCCUCGCCCUCUGCCUUGCGUAGGGCAUCGCACGUCCUGCAACAGAAUCCAACUCGGCUACACCAGCUGGCAACCGGAAGCCCCCUGCGACAUCGUAUGCCGCUACUUCCCAUCCUGAGCAACCCACGAGCCCUGCAGGCAUUGAUACAGAUAGAAAAGGGCCUGCAGAUACUGUCCAAGGAGGUGCCUGGGCUGGGACCUUGUUUAUGGGGUCCAGGUAGGCCACAUGGGAUUAGAGAACCCCCGGAAACCAGGGGUGGAGGGCAGGGUCAGAGAGCAGACUCUGUGCAGCCCACCUUGGCUGUUCUUCAGCUUCUCCAUGCACUGGCCAAUGCCUGCUCCCAGCCCACACAAUCCUCGUCAUCCUCAUCCCUCCUCACUGAAGGCUGCUACCAGCAAGACCUGGAGCAUCUGAAGGUUAUGGGGUUUGCUAACUGUAAUGCCAAUCUGCAGGCCCUUGUGGCCACGGGAGGAGACAUUCACGCUGCCAUUGAGAGGCUGCUGGGGGUACCAGAGGCCCGGGCCCCUCCAGCUGAUGCCCACAGCGCACCACCUCAUGGAGAGGGAGGGAGAGGAAGGGGAGGGGAGGGGAAGUAGCAUAUUUUGAAUUCCUCUUACUCAGAUCACAUGCACACUUGAACA
Messenger RNA from Ailuropoda melanoleuca (giant panda), 1907 nucleotides. Its product is annotated as ubiquilin-3. Gene Ontology annotation, molecular function: polyubiquitin modification-dependent protein binding. Gene Ontology annotation, cellular component: cytosol. The record is from RefSeq and is a predicted model, not a curated record. Lineage: Eukaryota; Metazoa; Chordata; Mammalia; Carnivora; Ursidae. The transcript has a single exon. Gene Ontology annotation, biological process: ubiquitin-dependent protein catabolic process. The coding region runs from base 231 to 1862 and encodes 543 amino acids.